Messenger RNA from Brugia malayi, 2442 nucleotides. RefSeq lists its product as uncharacterized. The record is from RefSeq and is a predicted model, not a curated record. The transcript is spliced from 21 exons. The coding region runs from base 1 to 2442 and encodes 813 amino acids. NCBI's taxonomy places the organism in Eukaryota, Metazoa, Nematoda, Chromadorea, Rhabditida, Onchocercidae.
AUGCUUCGUUUUAAUUGGCUAAAACGGAUUUCAUUUCUGCUAAUUUUGCUCAUUUUUUUUUGGAUAAUUAUUAGAAACAUAAAUUUGUCCAAUUAUGGAAAUAAUUGGACUCAGUUGCGAACAAAUAUUGUUCCUCCUAAAACUGGUGAUAGUGAAUGCGUGAGAAAAGCUUAUUGUCCAAAUGACGAGGUGACAAUUCUAGUGAGACCGGAAAGCCGAACGAAACCACCAUUGCUAUGUUUAAAUAAUAAAAAAUUAUUCGACAGUUCGAAAUUGGUUAGAGGAUUGAAUAUCGCUAUUUUAAACAGUGACAAAAGCAUUGUCGGUGUACAUUAUUUAAGCAUUCAAGACAGUGAUUUUUCUCUUAUAAGGUUGUUGGCGCAAGUGCAUUAUUCUGAAAUUAUUGUGGGAACUUCAUAUGGUGACGUUUCAUCAAAGGUAUCAGCUGAAACACGACAUUUGUUGCGUUUGUUUGGUUUAUCACUUGCGCAGUAUAAAACAGAGACCAGCUUACUUUUUGUUGGGCAGUUAGGUCUGUCGGUUCCAGCAGCUUUUGAAAAGGUUGUUUCACUGGAAAUAGUAGAGCCGAAAUAUUAUGUCAGAUGUUUGAAGGCACCAAUGGGAGAGCAAUCAAAUGUUACGAUACGAGUACCUGAAGUGCACCACAUUGAUGAGCAUAUUGUCGCUCAGUUAUCAGCUGUAAAAGGACAAGAAAUGAACGUGAAAUUUGGUGUAGAAUUACCGAACUGUGGUCAUCCAGAGAAAUGUCCUGAAGAUGAAAUUCCGAUGCUUUUUUAUUCGGGAAAGGACAAAGAUGAUUCUCCUCGGUUGUGUGUAAAUGGAAGAUUAAUAAUAGAUCGAGAUCUGAAUUCCGCUGGUCGCGGGUUGAAUUUAGUUGUUAUUGAUUCUAAAACUCAUCAAGUAAUGCGCACUGGGCACUAUGAUACUUACCUUGAAGAUAGUUCAGCAUUAGUUUUGUUUCUGGAGCAACUCUCACCUGGAGAGAUUGUGGCUGUGAUCAGUUUUGACGAAGCAUCAAAUAGCUUAUCAGACAUGGCAAAGCAUAUUUUUUACGAGUUAGGCUCAAGCCUCAUACAUCGCUUGAAAUUCCGUGCUUCAUGGUAUUUUAUUGGCCAGAAAGGAAUUGAUGGUUACACACCAUUCGAGGACAUGAAUUUACCAUCCGGCAACGACUGGGCUAAACCAAUUAGGCAAACGAUUUGUGUACCCUCAGUGUUGGAUGGAUUGAAAACUGUAAAAAAUCGUUUGCCAAAGGCACAAAAUAUGCUUCGGCGACAUUUUUGUUCCCGAUAUGAUGGUUAUGAAGACUUUUGUGAUGAAAGCCAUAUCGAUAUGCCGUUAAUACCACGUAGUAGUCAAACUUAUUUACCAUCAACUGAUCGCAUUUAUUCGGUUCCAAUAUUACUUGCUGGAGGCUUAAAUACGAAUAAUAUACGUUUAUGUCUGGAAAGCAUCUAUGAUCAAGACGGUAUUAAUCCACAAAAUGUAGUUGUGGCAUUUGAUUCCAUUUAUAAUGAAAUAUCAGAUCUGAGUGCACUGUUUCAUGUUAGAGCUUUGCCAAUCAACAGUUCAGCUUCUUAUAAAGAUUUCGUAUUGGAAGGCAUUGAUAAUAUGAUGACACUAUUCCCAUAUGCACCAUGUCUAAUUGUUGUUGAGGAAGAUAUGAUUUUAUUACCUGGCUUUUUGUAUUUUCUUGCGCAACUAUUGCCACACUUCAUGAAAGAUAACACUGCAAGCUUUAUUCUAUUGCUCAAUGAAAACAUUGUUAAAAGUCGUGAUAUGGAUGUUUCGUCUGUAUAUCGUAUCGAAAAUGGUGUAGCAGCUGGUGCUUAUUUGGUGAAAAAGUCAUUUCACGAUAAAUUUAUAAAAAAUCGACAGUGUUGUGAAAGAACGAAAUUUGGCUGGCUGAUUUCUGCUGUCUCAUAUAUACCUGCUGUAUCUCGUGUUGAACUUAUCAAAACGUUUGAUUUGGUGGCGUUAACAAACAAUGAUGGCACACCUAUGAAACUAGCGGGAAAUAACAAGAACAAUCUGUUGAAUGGCGAUGAAAAAGUCGAAAAUGCAGAUCGAUUAAGUGAAGAAAGUUAUGAUGCAGAAUUGAGAAAAAUCAUUGAUAAUAGCUGGAAAUAUUACGUGAAGGGUUAUGUUAAUUGUCAUGAUAUUUUUAGUCGACGUGGUGGUAUUGAUUCCAGCAUUGUGACUGUUCCUACCAUCAUUAUUAUAUAUGAUGAAAGUACGGAUGCACUAUCACAAUUAGCUCGGUGUUUUGAUUUCCAUGUUAUGAAGAAUUGUUCAUUAGGUUCAUACAAAGGUAUUACACGAAUCUCAGUUGCAGACGCAUCAUACGUGAUGGUUGCAAGUAGUAGCUCCUUUCUCAAAGUCAAAUUACAAAAUCUUACUUCGACAUCUCAGUCUUUAUAG